Molecule: messenger RNA, 1009 nt
Organism: Medioppia subpectinata
Lineage: Eukaryota; Metazoa; Arthropoda; Arachnida; Sarcoptiformes; Oppiidae
Source: the annotation of a GenBank genome assembly
AAACAAACUCUUGAAUCAAACAUUGAUUUAAAUUAAUAUUUUUAAUUGAGUGCUAAUUAUUAGACUAUAAUUACUGCAAACAAUUACAACACAAAACUUUGGAUCCAUUCAUAUCAGGGAUAAUCAUCUGAGGAGUUGCGAAGCGAUGGCAAUAUUGGCCGCUGUCUUGAGUCGACUCAAGAAAUUAUUUGUGGUUUUGUUUGCGGUCUUAAAGAAGCCGUUUUGUUGCCGACGGAGGACUCGACGCAACUCAGGCAUGAUUUUGCCGAUGACUGUCACCACCACUGAUGGCCACAAUCAACACAACGUGUCGGCCGGCCAUCACUGGCCAACACAUGCCGGCGCUCAACAUAUGACCAACAAUUCGGCCAAUUUUGCCACAAAUAGUCACUCAAAUCAACACACGUUUAGCUCUAAUGGAUCGCAAAAUUUGUACUUUAAUUCAAAUACACAGCAAAACACGGUUUCCGUCGCCGAAGAGCCGCCGCCAGAAGUGGAGGAAGACUUCUUCAGGGAUAUGGUUCCACAAUUCAGGAGAACCAAAAAAAUUGUGUUGACUUCCAAUGAAAGCACUGAUAAUCAAAAGUCCAAUCGAUUCGGUGUCGACGCGAAGGCCACUAUAUUCCAGAGCAAAGAGUUGGGAGCAAUGGAUCACUUCGAGGAUCCGGAGGGAGCGGGCAGUUGGGAGGACAGCGCGGCCGACGAGAUGUGGGACACAGACCAGAGUUUCAGGGAUUUGCGGCAACAGGAAAGGGAGCGCCGGAUCGCUGAACACCAGCGCAUUAAACAGGAACGGGAGGCUAAACGGGCCAAACAACCCAAAGGCAAUCUGUUGGCCACGAAGAUCAGCUAAUUCUGGGGCCACUCUCGGGCCCCACACCUCCUACUGGUUGUAUAGUUAGCGUAUUUUCUAAUCAUAUAUUAUUUUGUGAUCAUUUUAUAAUAAUUUCCAUCAUUUGACUGACCGGUCGGUUGUGUUCAUAAUUAUUAUUUCCCCGAAUAAACCGAA